AUGAUCACAUGGCAGGCGCCAUACUGGAUCCGCCUGAUCCACUUGAUCCGCUUCCUCCACUUUGCUCUUGGUCAAAUCAGCAAACUGACCAAUAACCCUUGGGAUUAUCGAGCCAUUGCUGCCGCUCCGAGACCUGCCGCCGUCAAUGGCGAACAGAACAUCAACAAUGUGGGCGAGAAAGAGACUGAACAGCUUUCACCCUUAGGAUCGCCAUCUGCUGACUGCGCAGCCUGUGACCAGCCCCUUCAUUCUGGCCAAGUCCUUUUGGCUCUAGGACUAUCCUGGCAUGUCUAUUGUUUCAAAUGCAGUGAAUGUGGUGCGGUGCUUCAUGGUGAGUACAUGUCGCAUGAUGGAAAGCCACUCUGUAUACGGGACUACAACGAAAAGCAUGGUGUUAAAUGUUAUGAAUGCCAUAAGUUCAUCGCCGGGAAAGUUUUGCAGGCAGGCGGGUACAAAUUUCAUCCAACUUGUGCGAGGUGUUCUCGAUGUGGUUUACAUUUUGGUGAUGGUGAGGAAAUGUACAUGCAAGGAGACGAAAUAUGGCAUCCAUCCUGUGAACAUUCUCGCACUACUGAAAACAUAGCGCCAUCAGCGAAAAGCACAACGUUGUCAUCCCGAAAUGAGCCGAAGUAUCAGUCAGCUUUUGGCCAGCAUCUCACUUAUAUGUAUCUAUUACCCGAAGCUGAGCAAACUUAUCUUCGUCACCCCAUCACAAAUCCGAAAGAGCCCAAUGCUCCGCAGUUUCAUGUACCGCAAGGACCUAUCAAAAUUAGAAAGUCUCGUCUUUCUAUGCUCAAAACAGGAAUGCAGCGACUUACGGAGGAUCUCGAGAAGAAUGUUCCUCGCCCGAAAUCACCUCACAUGGAUAAUGAGGAACCGAUCGAAAUGGCGCAUUACCCUGCCGGUCAUGCGCCUGAUCCUGAUAAGCUUCCUGCAAUAGAGCGAGACGAUUUUCCUGCCCCACCGUAUCCUUAUGCUGUCGAAGAAUUAAAACGGCGUUUGUCGACGUCUUCCAUCGAGAAUGAAAUUUCUGAUGAUGAAUUAUCUGAAAGCGAGCGGAUUGAUGAAGACAAGCUCAAGAAGACUGUGGAACAAUUAGAGAAGUUUGACGAUUCGUCCAUUGCACAUGUCAUCAAGCAAAAUAUAGAGGAGAGCCACAAGAAGCAAAGGUUACCUCUUCACUGGGAUCCUCGCAAUGCAAGUCGUACUCCAUCAGCGAAAAAGAUGCCACAUUUACGCUUUCGCUACGACGUUCCUAUCAAUGCAUCGCCUUCUCGUCACCUCAAUCGUCCCCGACCCUGGGUGGCCUGGCAAGGUGGAGAGCGAUCGCAGGGUAAUACCUUGCCUUGCUUCCACAUCCCUGAAAGCAGAGGGAGUACGAUGCGUGCAGCUACUAUGCCAACAAGUUAUAAUUAUGGAACUCUCUCUAUGGAAAAUCUGGACACCACGAUUAGUAGCAAUUUUUCCGACCAUUCAUUGGCGGGCACUCUGGGUACUGGUAUGAGAACAGUUGGCGAAAUGCGUUCUACACUGCGAUCAUCACUUCCUGAUAUGAGUAAACCUGCAAAAAUAUACGACCUUGCCGUACUGCAAACAACUAACAAAAAAUUGCCCGAAGAUGCUGAUAGAACUGAAGAUUCUGCAGCAGUAAACUGGAACUCUCAGGCGGAGGGCUGUUUAUUUGAACAAAAAGAGAUACAUGAAAAUCUGUUGAAUGUUCUGGCGUAUGACUUGAUAUUCGUUGCUGCUAAGGACAUCAUCUACUGUAUGGAAGGCGACCAUCCAUCCCCACGACCACGAAAGGUGCUCGGCGGUUCUCUUAGCAAUAUACCUCGACCUAAAGUGGCGAGACGAAAUAAUGUGUCGCUGACAGAAGCAAGAACUCAGGAUGCGCGCCCACCAAGUAGCACAGCACAUCGGUCUACGUUAGUUACCUGCGAAGAUGCACGUACAGAAGAAUUGCGAACGAAAUUUCAGACUAUGGAAGCUGAAGUCAAUAAGCUGACUGCCGAAAACGAUCUCAUGAAGAGCCAGAUUACACUGAAGAACCAAAGCAUAACUACUCUACAGAAUGCAUUCAUUCGAGAAGAACUUGCGUUGAAAGAGACUCAGAUUGGCACUAUGCAAGUGACACUGGACGCGGAAAAAUCGAAUCGAAUGAUGACAGAGCUAUCUAAGAAACGGACUGAACUCCUCGAGAAGGAUGAGACAAUAAGAACUCGAAACAGUUAUGUGGUCGAUCUAAAAGGACAGAUUCGAGUUGUAGCACGCGUCAGACCUCCACUUGGAAAAGAAAGGGAUGUUCCUACUACUCACAUCAGCUACCCCGCAAUAUCCUCAAUCAAGCUGGAUCAGGGGAAAUUAUCGCAAACCUACGACUUCCAAAGGGUUCUUGGUCCAAACAUGACUCAGGCAAGAUUGUUCGCCGACGUGGAGGAGUUGAUUUUGUUUGACUUCGAAGCUUCAUUCGUGGAAGUCAGCGCAGAAUUGAGUAGGCCGCAGCGCCACUCUACAUCUCGCGACCGCUUUAAGGAAACGACAUAUAUCAAUUCCGCCUUGUCGAAUCUUCAAAACUGUAUUCGUAGUCAGCUGGAUAAGAGUACCCACAUCCCCUAUCGGAAUUCUAAAUUAACAAUGUUAUUAUGGGACUCGCUUGGAGCAGGCAAUUCCAAAACAUUAGUUAUUGUAACUCUGAAUCCAGCUAUAACACAAGCUGAGGAAACCAAAAGUAGCUUGGACUUUGCUCAGCAGAUGAGCGUCACAAAGAUUGGAUACGCCAAGAAACAAGAGCAAUGAUCUUUAAUCUUUUUCUCUUUAUUAAUUGGAUGUAGCACAUUUUUUCUGGUUUGCAUGCUCGGUCGCUAGGUAGACAUAAUACUCUCAAUCAUUUCAACGAUCUCUCAAAAACGAUCAAACUGUAAAUAUUCUGUGUGAUAUCUAAUUAUUGGCUAAAUAGUUGAUGUAUUGAAAAUUGGUGCUUAAAUGCUCUUUGUGACAUACGUUUAUUAUAAAAGGUUU
This is a messenger RNA of Cylicocyclus nassatus, 3018 nucleotides long. The record is from the annotation of a GenBank genome assembly. NCBI's taxonomy places the organism in Eukaryota, Metazoa, Nematoda, Chromadorea, Rhabditida, Strongylidae.